AUGUCCCAGCCUGUCCAGCUCAACUUCGGAGACACAAUCUCAAGAGGCAUCCAGAAUGUCGCCGCCCUCCUCCCCCUUCUCGGCACAGACCAAUGCGAACGACACGUGGGUGCAGCUUUGGAGAAAGGCUAUAUCUACGCCGCUGCCACACCUUUAUCGAUCUUUGGAAGCCUGGGCAUCGUCAAGACUGCUUUCGCCACCUUUCUUGCGUGCACCACCAAGGUCUUCUACGGGGGAAAAUGGUUCCACCACGCAGGCUUUGGCACCACUGCUUCCGUCACAUCGAUGGUCACUAUAGCGAGUGGUACAAAACUUUAUGGAGCGGAGUUGAAGUUCCAAGAGUUGCUUAAAGAGCAGCAUCUUGACGACCCCGGGCUUGUUACCGAUGUGGAAUGGUUCGGGUGGGAGAAAAGGUCUAUAGAUAACAACAAUUCCCAGUCGCAAGCCAAGUGGUUUUCUACCUCGUGGACUUUUGCUCUCGUUUCAGCGUCAGCAUUUUGCGCGGCCAUCAGCCUCUUACCAUACAUAUAUCUCAAUCAGAAUCAAUUCGACCACCCCUUAUCCUGGAUAUUUCCCGUGUUCCGUUCUUUUGGCUCGAUGCUCUGCGUCAUUUCGGUACAACUCGCACUCCAGCACCGAAUCCAUCGCAUUGUCAAAUCCACCCUUCUGCUCAUGAAAGCCAGCAAGGUCUCUACACUGUCCUACGAUGUGGAUAGGGUAACGAAGGCAUUGAUGGAGGCGCGUCUACGUACCCUCCGUUCGGAGCUGAAGGGGGAUUGUCGGGAGAAGGGCAGGGAUGCUGAGACACAGGAACGGCUUCGGAGGGAGGUGGAGUCGCUGCUAUCUGUUGAUGUGAUGCUUCUCCUCCAUCAAGUAUCGAUUCUUGCUGGGAUGGUGAUGACCGUGGCUGGAUAUGUUGGCUGUUUCAAUCUAGUCAGCCAAUCCAGAGCGAAGCAUGGACCGUACGUCUGGCUUGGGAUGGAGGCCUUUCUCUCCAUCCUUCGCAUGGUCCUGUGGGGCGGUAACCCCCGGUGGGCACAGGGUGACACGGGCUUGGAGAUGAAGCUCAAUUUACGAUCAGUCCAAGGCAAGGAGGCUAGCCUUCCAGACGUAACUUGUCGCUCCAAGGCCGCGACUUCGAUCUUCCCCCUCAUAACCACCCCCCUCCUUCUCUCCCAGCUGAUAUGUUCUAAGCCGGGCGAACCCAGACAGCCGUUUGUGGCGGUAAGCCUAGAGGACUUCCUUACUGCUGCGACGCCAUAUGUGGGCCCACUCCGCCGCUUGGAGCUGGAGGGAAUCUCCCUAUUUCUCGCUAUCAUCCCAGAGAAAGUUGAUGGACGUGCCAAACGAAAGGUCCUCUGCCUGACUGCUCGUCAAAACGAUUCCCACUGGACUUCGAUAUCCGUCAUUGUUGGGAGGUGUAACGUCGAACACACCAUAUACUCUUCUCGUUCUCGAGACCUCCGCGGCUCUCAUUCCCAUUCCAUUCAGUUGAUCCUUGAGGAAGAGGCGACUAACUUGCACCCAGACAGUGCUGCAUUCAUUCACAACAGAACGACACAUCUCAUUGUGGAAUAUUCCUUCGCGCUCUUCAGGCGAUUGUUCGUUCACAAUCCGCUCUUCAGUAUCCAGUCGUUGUGGACACUUACAUUACCCAUGAGCCCUUCUCUUGAGGGAACACUCAUAUGCGACGUUCUAUUGACACAAUACGACGAGAGAUAUAUCUCCCUCCGCCAGGUAGACGAUCUGAAAGUAAAAAGAGAACCUUUGCAUCCCAGUGCAUUCCUCGUAGAUCCGUCUGAGCAAAAUUUCUCGUACCUUGUGGAAUAUGGAGUCCUGUUCGUGAGUGCAGUUCUGGAAAUCCAUCUUUGCGUCGAAGAGCAUCGUUUCAUCCGUUCCAUGGGGCUGACUGAGGCUAUCUCCCGUCCUUUAGCCUGGGAUUGGAUCUGGAAGAUGGGGGAGCGGGUCUCGUCGGAAAAGACCGAGAGCCGGAAACGAAUUGGAGACAAGUUAACCGAAUCCAUCGACGUAGAGGAGACAUGGGAUUCCCUAUCUCGCGAACUUCGUUCAUUACGACAAAUGCGCGGAGACAGCUGGCUUAUUCAGAGCUGGGAGGGUUUCAUCGACGCGAUAUUGGGCCAGUCUGGUCACGACAGCCCAAAUAUCCUAAAACUUUUCCAAUUCCAACCAUUCAGCGUCUUACAACAUCUCACCCUCAAGUUGCGCCCUCUGUUCACUGAUGAUGAUGGUGCCCAUACCCAAGCAUAUCACAAUAUAAUUGCAUAUGUCAGGUCCUCAUUAGACAAUCUACACGAUGACAAGUUGUCUAUGAAAUCGAAGUACCACACUCGGAAAGUCGCUCGUGACUUGUCUGGUCGCACUCUGGUCAACGGGCCGCGGAGACAUACCCAAGCAAACCCGCUCUACGACGAAGCUGAGAACAUCAGCAAACAGUAA
Marasmius oreades (fairy-ring Marasmius) is the source of this 2457-nucleotide messenger RNA. RefSeq lists its product as uncharacterized. Lineage: Eukaryota; Fungi; Basidiomycota; Agaricomycetes; Agaricales; Marasmiaceae. The transcript is spliced from 2 exons. The coding region runs from base 1 to 2457 and encodes 818 amino acids. The record is from RefSeq and is a predicted model, not a curated record.